Messenger RNA from Molossus molossus (Pallas's mastiff bat), 2205 nucleotides. It is a transcript of the gene EPN1, whose product is annotated as epsin 1. Gene Ontology annotation, molecular function: phospholipid binding; clathrin binding. Gene Ontology annotation, biological process: endocytosis. Gene Ontology annotation, cellular component: endosome; plasma membrane; clathrin vesicle coat. NCBI's taxonomy places the organism in Eukaryota, Metazoa, Chordata, Mammalia, Chiroptera, Molossidae. The record is from RefSeq and is a predicted model, not a curated record.
ACCGAGGCCGAGCGGGGGCAGGGGGCUGCCCGCCAUGACCCCCCGGAGCCCGGCGUGAGGGGGCCGAGAUGCGGUGAUUUGCCAGCCCCUGCCACGGCCUCCCUUCUCGAGUUGCCCCCUCUGUCCACGACCCAGGGGGCCUGCCCCCCACAUCACCACCUGCCACCAUGUCGACGUCGUCUCUGCGGCGCCAGAUGAAAAACAUUGUCCACAACUACUCAGAGGCCGAGAUCAAGGUCCGUGAGGCCACGAGCAACGACCCCUGGGGUCCAUCCAGCUCACUUAUGUCCGAGAUCGCCGACCUCACCUACAAUGUCGUCGCCUUCUCGGAGAUCAUGAGCAUGAUCUGGAAGCGGCUCAAUGACCACGGCAAGAACUGGCGGCACGUCUACAAGGCCAUGACACUGAUGGAGUACCUCAUCAAGACGGGCUCGGAGCGCGUGUCACAGCAGUGCAAGGAGAACAUGUACGCGGUCCAGACGCUGAAGGACUUCCAGUACGUGGACCGUGAUGGCAAGGACCAGGGCGUGAACGUGCGUGAGAAGGCCAAGCAGCUGGUGGCCCUUCUGCGUGAUGAGGACAGGCUGCGAGAGGAGCGUGCCCACGCGCUCAAGACCAAGGAGAAGCUGGCGCAGACUGCCACGGCCUCCUCGGCAGCAGUGGGCUCAGGGGCCCCACCUGAGGCCGAGCAGGCCUGGCCGCAGAGCAGCGGGGAGGAGGAGCUGCAGCUCCAGCUGGCCUUGGCCAUGAGCAAGGAGGAGGCUGACCAGCCCCCGUCCUGCGGCCCUGAGGAUGACGUCCAGCUCCAGCUGGCCCUUAGUUUGAGCCGUGAGGAGCACGAUAAGGAGGAGCGGAUUCGACGUGGGGAUGACCUGAGGCUGCAGAUGGCCAUCGAGGAGAGCAAGCGGGAGACGGGGGGUCAGGAGGAGUCAUCCCUCAUGGAUCUUGCUGAUGUCUUUACGGCCCCAGCUCCUGCGACGUCCUCAGAUCCCUGGGGAGGCCCAGCACCCAUGGCUGCUGCCAUCCCCACGACCACCCCUGCUUCGGAUCCUUGGGGGGGACCCCCUGUCCCUCCGACUGCUGAUCCUUGGGGUGGUGCGGCCCCUACACCUGCCUCUGGGGACCCCUGGAGGCCUGCUGCCCCUGCGGGGCCCCCAGUUGACCCAUGGGGUGGGACCCAGGCCCCCGCAGCUGGAGAGGGGCCCACACCUGACCCGUGGGGGAGCUCAGAUGGUGGGGCCCUGGCCAGUGGGCCCCCAGCUUCCGAUCCCUGGGCCCCAGCCCCAACCUUCUCGGACCCCUGGGGGGGGUCACCUGCCAAGCCCAGCACUAAUGGCACCGCAGUGGCCGGCGGCUUCGAUGCGGAGCCUGACGAGUUCUCUGACUUUGACCGACUGCGCACAGCCCUGCCGGCCUCGGGAAGCAGCACAGGGGAACUGCAGCUGCUCGCAGGGGAGGCGCCCGCCCACAGCCCUGGGACCUUCGACAUGAGCGGGGUCGGGGGCUCUCUGGCUGAGUCUGUGGGGAGCCCCCCACCUGUGGCUGCCCCAACCCCCACGCCACCCACACGGAAGACACCGGAGUCGUUCCUGGGGCCCAACGCAGCCCUCGUCGACCUGGACUCACUGGUGACUCGGCCGGGCCCCACGCUGCCAGGAGCCAAGGCCUCCAACCCCUUCCUGCCCAGCGGAGCUCCGGCCACCGGCCCCUCCGUCACCAACCCCUUCCAGCCUGCGCCCCCUGCGACGCUCACCCUGAACCAGCUCCGGCUCAGCCCUGGGCCCCCGGUCCCGGGGGCGCCACCGACAUACAUCUCUCCUCUGGGUGGGGGCCCAGGCCUGCCCCCCAUCAUGCCCCCGGGCCCGCCGGCCCCCAACACUAACCCCUUCCUCCUAUAAGCGGGGCGGGAGGGGCUGGCCUGCCCCGCUGCCCCCUGGGACGCAGUGUUGUGGAGUGCAUGUGAAGCCCCCCGCCCCCGGGGCACUACACUACACCUCUCCCCCCCACCCCGAGACUGGACAUGGGGUGGGGAGGGUGCGGCCACAGGAGGGCCCUUUCCGUGGCAUUAUAAAGGAGGGACCGCCGCGCCCUGUCCCGUCCUCCUGACUGGCCCUCGAUCAGUGUUGAGCCUCCUCCCCUCACACCCUUGGUGAAUCCUUGGUGAUGAUUUUGGCAACUUCGGGAAUAAAUGGCAAUUCUCAUGGG